Cucurbita pepo subsp. pepo (vegetable marrow) is the source of this 3863-nucleotide messenger RNA. The record is from RefSeq and is a predicted model, not a curated record. NCBI's taxonomy places the organism in Eukaryota, Viridiplantae, Streptophyta, Magnoliopsida, Cucurbitales, Cucurbitaceae.
AUUAAAUUUGAUUUUAACCAUUUCAAAAUCAUGUUCACUACAAACAACAUCCCAAUCUCAACUAAAUAAUGAAACGUAUUAUCAUAUUCUAGUGUUGAUUCUCAUGGGAAUAAGAGGGUUGGGUCAAGUAAUUCUGGGACUAAACUUGUACUCAAAACCAAUCCAACCAACCACACCUAACACACAUUGUGUCUAAUUAUUUGCUCAACCACCCAACAAUCUGAAAGAGCUAGCACUAUCCUUGCCUUCUUGGUUUCCCUAUCAAACACUUAAACUCACAAUUGACUGGUCUUUCAAUGCAAGAGGUUGUCCGUUGUUUUCCCAGUUGGCCUUAGCCUUAUCAAGACUCCUUUAUUUCGGAUAUCAUUGUCCCCUUCGAAGCUUAGCGAGAUAUAAUUCAACUUCUUCCCAUUUGGAGAGGGUGCUUGAACGGACAACAUCAGACAACCCUCUUACACACGUCCAAAAACCAACCACAGCUUUCCACACGUGCGCUAUGCUAUUUGUCUGCACCUGCUAUGGACAUAGAAAAAAAGUUGUUAUCUUGUUGGUUUUUAUCUGUGCUCUUUUCAGAGAUUCAGUCUUCAUGUUCAGAUUUCGGACCCCACAUUCUCCCAAAACCCACUUUCUAAUUCAGUUCACUCUUUUAGAUACCUUUCAUUUCAACCCUUCAGCUCCAUUUCAUGUACUAAGCUCUCUGUUCAACAGUGCUUUGAGAAAGGUCAAUUCUUUUUUGUUCUUUGUCCUUUAACAAACCCAUCUUUUCUCCUUGAAGUUGCUUAGUUUUAUCUACAUAUUAUUUUAUCAUGUUGGUUGGAGUGGUUAUAGCUAAUGUUAUUUUAUGAGGUCUUGUUUUCUUCUAGUUCUGGCUAUUAUCAGGCAUUUAAACAAACGAGCUGUCUUUCCUUGAACUUGGAGGUUACUUCUUGUCUUAAAUCCAUUACUUGUAAAACGGAACCUGUUUAUUUGUCUAGGAGUAGAUUGCAGCGCAUUAUGAUUCUCGUUUAGCACGAGAAAUGGCUCUGUUUUCUGUUCUUGUUUGCCGAGAAAGUGCUUGCAAGAAGAAGGGUAAAUGUGAAGUAAACAAAUAUGCAAGUGUGCGUUACACUGGGAAUUGAACAAAUUCCAUGAGAAUCGAGUUUCAUGUGAUUUUGCAACAGAGUUGGAAGGACUCACAGAAGCUAUCUGAGUGUUCCAGAAUUUCAUCCCUUUCUAUGUUUUCUUUGCUUCUAGUUGCUCCAUUACAAAUCUCGCCUAAUAAUUCUUGAGUUGAGGAAGUUGAAGGCUAGACUUAUUCUGAGUGUAUAAAAGUUUAUUGCUUUUUGAGGAUCAGGCGAAGUAGAAAUAUGCAGAAGCCUCUUCAAUCUCAUGAUUUUGCUCUUAAGGAGACCUAUCCUAAAAUAGGGGCGGUGUCAAUAAUGGGAGACAAGCUGUCUAGUACGUAUGACCUUGUGGAGCAAAUGCAAUACCUUUAUGUUUAUGUGGUGAAAGCUAAAGAUUUACAUGGAAAAGAAGUCACUGGUAGCUGUGAUCCUUAUGUGGAAGUGAAACUUGGAAAUUAUAAGGGAACAACAAAACACUUUGAGAAGAAGUCCAAUCCUGAGUGGAAACAAGUUUUUGCUUUCUCAAGAGAACGAAUCCAAGCGUCUCUUUUGGAAGUGGUGGUGAAAGACAAGGCUUACGUAAUAGAUGAUUUCAUGGGGCGGGCUAUUUUCGAUCUCAACGAUGCUCCAAAACGUGUCCCUCCUGACAGUCCGCUGGCACCGCAAUGGUAUAGGCUGGAGGAUCGAAAGGGGGAUAAAGUCAAAGGAGAGCUUAUGUUGGCUGUGUGGAUGGGAACUCAAGCAGAUGAAGCAUUUCCUGAUGCCUGGCAUUCAGAUGCUGCAACUGUGGGAUCUGAAGCCAUUGCUAGCAUCAGAUCAAAGGUUUAUCUUUCUCCCAAACUUUGGUAUGUAAGAGUAAAUAUCAUUGAAGCUCAGGAUCUAGUACUGAGUGAUAAAAGUAGGCAUCCAGAAGUUUUUGCGAAGGUUAUUAUUGGGGCUCAAGCUAUAAGAACCAGGAUAUCUCAAAGCAAGACUAUAAAUCCAAUGUGGAAUGAGGACUUACUGUUUGUGGCUGCUGAGCCAUUUGAGGAGCCAUUGCUUCUGACAGUAGAAGACAAGGUGGCAUCAAACAAAGACGAAAUUCUAGGGAGGUGUUUGAUUCCCCUGCAAAAUGUGCAGAGGCGAUUAGAUCAUAAACCUGUUAGCACUAGAUGGUAUAAUCUUGAGAAACAUAUUAUUGCAGAUGGUGAACAGAAAAAAGAAGUUAAGUUUGCCAGUAGGAUUCAUCUUAGGAUUUGUUUGGAUGGUGGGUAUCAUGUGUUGGAUGAGUCAACCCACUACAGUAGUGAUCUUAGGCCUACUGCAAAACAGUUGUGGAAAUCUAGUAUUGGGGUUCUUGAGUUGGGGAUUCUUAGUGCUCAAGGGCUCAUACCAAUGAAGAUGAAAGAUAGCAGAGGGACGACUGAUUCCUAUUGCGUGGCAAAAUACGGACAGAAGUGGGUUCGAACGAGGACUAUUGUAGACAGUUUCACUCCGAAGUGGAACGAACAGUACACUUGGGAGGUUUUUGAUCCCUGCACUGUUAUUACUGUUGGGGUGUUUGAUAAUGGUUAUAUAGGUGGGGGAAGCAGCGUAAAAGAUUCAAGGAUUGGAAAAGUUCGGAUUCGGCUAUCGACCCUUGAAACUGAGAGGGUCUACACUCAUUCAUAUCCACUUCUGGUCCUUCAUUCUUCAGGAGUGAAGAAAAUGGGUGAAGUGCAGUUGGCUGUAAGGUUUAGUUGUUCAUCUUUGAUUAACAUGUUGCAUAUGUACUCCAGCCCAUUGUUGCCAAAAAUGCAUUACAUUCACCCAUUAUCAGUAAUUCAGCUUGAUACCUUAAGGCGCCAGGCUAUGCAAAUUGUGUCGAUGAGACUAGGCCGUGCCGAGCCUGCGUUGAGGAAAGAGGUCGUCGAGUAUAUGUUGGAUGUGGAUUCACAUAUGUGGAGCAUGAGGAGAAGCAAAGCCAAUUUCUUCAGAAUAAUGGGAGUUUUUGGCGGCUUGAUGGCCUUUGGUAAAUGGUUUGAUCAUAUUUGCAACUGGAAGAACCCCAUUACAACAGUAUUAAUCCACAUCCUUUUCAUCAUUUUAGUUCUUUAUCCCGAGCUCAUUCUUCCAACCAUCUUUCUCUACCUUUUCGUUAUCGGUAUAUGGAACUUCAGGCGUAGGCCUAGACACCCCCAACACAUGGACACCAGGUUGUCUCAUGCUGAUGCAACUCAUCCUGAUGAACUAGAUGAAGAAUUUGACUCCUUUCCUACAUCCCGAUCUACCGAUAUCAUUCGGAUGAGAUACGACCGCCUUCGGAGCAUAGCCGGGAGGGUGCAAACUGUGGUCGGGGAUCUUGCAACUCAAGGAGAAAGGUUUCAAUCGCUACUGAGUUGGAGAGAUCCAAGAGCAAGUGCUCUCUUUGUAACAUUCUGCUUGAUUGCCGCUAUAAUUUUGUAUGUUACACCAUUUCAAGUUAUUUGCCUUGUUGCAGGCAUUUAUGUGCUGAGGCAUCCAAGAUUUCGCCACAAACUUCCUUCUGUUCCUUCAACCUUCUUUAGAAGAUUGCCUGCAAGAUCAGACAGCAUGUUGUGAGCAGAAGUUUAUUUGAAUUAGUGUUCAUUGCCUGUUAUAUGUAUUCCAUGACAUUAACUAGUUAGAUACUAUGUACUUGUUACCCUUGGAAAAUGAUUCAAAGUCUCUUGAAACUCCAUCUCCUUCGGUUUGUUCACUUCGAAGUCUAUGUUUAAUGGUAUUCAACUCCAUGAAUCGAAAAAGAAAUAUUUAUUGGUUCUC